AUGACAUCACUGCAUAUGGGAAGGGAGAUCGCAUGUAUUGGUGUGUACUGCCAUUUUCAUGACUUCGGCUACAGACUUCAGUUUUCACAAGUGCUGCGUAUUCACGAGUGCAUAAAAAUAUACUGUCUACAGUCACAGUAUCACGUUUUCGGUUUCCAUUUUAUUGCCUCAGCACUAGAAGAAUGCCCCUCCAUCUAUCGAAGAUUCAGCAAGCACCACAGUGUAUGCCUACAAAGAAGUAGUAGAUGCGACUUCAUUGAUAUUGGCAUUAAAGAUCAAUAUACAGAGAAAAUGGUCAUUCUUAACACCCAUAAUCAACAAAGGAAUAAAGUGGCCAUGGGUCAAGAAUCUAGAGCAGGUGGUCUGCCCACAGCAUCGAACAUGUUGGAGCUGGAAUGGGAUGAAGAACUUGCUUACAUAGCACAGAAAUGGGCAGAACAAUGUAUUUUUGAGCAUGAAUGUUGGCCAUGCCGUUCUUCGAAUAUUAUGCUAAAGAUUUCACAUUUUAUGUUUCCAGGAAGUUACGCCAUUUCACAGAAUUUGGCUGAACUUACAUAUUCUUGUCAAGCAGAUUGCGAAGUGAUGGAACAUGACUGGAAAACAAUGAUUGAAGCGUGGUACAACGAAGUGCAGGAUUUCAGUAAAAGUCUCAUACCAUCUAUUAAGUUUGAUCCCAUUUACGGCCACUUUGUAACGAUGACAUGGGCGGAGACCUAUAGAAUUGGUUGUGGAUAUACAUCCUAUAGAGUUGGAAGAUCAACUGCGAAACAACUUUAUGUAUGUGACUAUGCACCGGCAGCGUAA
Parasteatoda tepidariorum (common house spider) is the source of this 804-nucleotide messenger RNA. The record is from RefSeq and is a predicted model, not a curated record. Lineage: Eukaryota; Metazoa; Arthropoda; Arachnida; Araneae; Theridiidae.